CCGCCGCCGGGGGCGCUGCGCCGAGGGCGGCCCGGCCCCGCCCCGCCCCGCUCCCGCCCCCCGCCUCCCGGCGCUGCGGCCGCCGGCUCCCGCCGCCCGCCGGGCUCCGCUCUCUCGGCUCCGCCGCGCUCCGCUCCGCCGCGCUGUGGCAGCCCCCGCGGGCAGGGCACGGGAGGCGGCGGCGCCGGGCGCUGCCAUGCGGGCUGGCGGCUGAGGGCGGCGGCGGGGCUGGUGCCGGCCGCGGGAGCCGGCGGGCAGCGGCGCGCAGGGCAUGCCAUCCGCCUCGCCCCGAUGUUUCACUGGGGCAAGUGGAAGAAGAGGAUGGGAGCGAGCGCCUCCUCCUCCAAGAGACCGGUCUUCGACGAGCGGGAGGACGUGAACUUUGACCACUUCCAGAUUCUCCGGGCGAUUGGGAAGGGAAGCUUUGGCAAGGUGUGUAUCGUGCAGAAGAGAGACACUGAGAAGAUGUACGCCAUGAAGUACAUGAACAAACAGCAGUGCAUCGAGAGGGACGAGGUUCGCAAUGUGUUCAGGGAGCUGGAAAUCCUGCAGGAGAUCGAGCACGUCUUCCUGGUGAACCUCUGGUACUCCUUCCAGGACGAGGAGGACAUGUUCAUGGUGGUGGACUUGCUCCUCGGCGGUGACCUGCGCUAUCACCUGCAGCAGAACGUCCAGUUCACGGAGGAAACGGUCAAGCUGUACAUCUGUGAGAUGGCGCUGGCCCUCGACUACCUGCGCAGCCAGCACAUCAUCCACCGGGAUGUAAAACCAGACAACAUCCUCCUCGACGAGCAAGGUCAUGCACAUUUAACAGAUUUUAAUAUUGCAACAAUAAUUAGGGACGGUGAAAGAGCAACUGCAUUAGCUGGAACAAAGCCAUACAUGGCCCCGGAGAUCUUCCAUUCCUUCCUGAGCGGCGGGACGGGCUACUCCUUCGAGGUCGACUGGUGGUCGCUGGGAAUCAUGGCAUAUGAGCUGCUGCGGGGCUGGAGACCGUACGACAUCCACUCCAACAACCCCGUGGAGUCUCUAGUGCAGCUCUUCAGCACUGUGAGCGUUCAGUACUCGUCUGCCUGGUCAAAAGAGAUGGUUGCUCUGUUACGGAAGCUGCUGACGGUGAACCCCGAGCAUCGCUUUUCCUGCCUGGCCGACAUCCAGGCCUCGGCGUACCUGUCCAGUGUGGUCUGGAGCGACGUCUGCAGGAAGCGCGUGGAGCCGGGCUUCGUCCCCAACAAGGGCCGCCUGCACUGCGACCCCACCUUCGAGCUGGAGGAGAUGAUUCUGGAGUCCAGGCCCUUGCAUAAGAAGAAGAAGAGGCUUGCGAAGAACAAGUCGAGGGAUAACAGCAAAGACAGCUCACAGUCUGAAAAUGACUAUCUCCAAGAAUGCCUUGAAGCUAUCCAGCAAGACUUUGUCAUCUUUAACAGAGAGAAGCUAAAGAAGAGCCAAGAGCAGCUGAGCGAGUCCGUGUUGCCCCCUGAGACCACCGACGAAGCCGAGACGGAGGCUGAGGCCGAGACCUCCAACCUGACCAUGUGCAGCUCCGUGUGCUCCGCGGCGGGCAGCAGCUAGGCUGCAGCGGCUGCGCUGCGCCGGGAGCGUCCUCAGGUCGUGCUGAGCACCACAGGGUGUCCCCCGACACCCCGCAGCACCCACACGGGUCUUGCGAAGCUGUAGCAACAGAGACAGUUCUCACAGAACUGCACCCCUGCAGUUACGGAUCACCAGUCGGCACACGGGCUGCCUGCCGUGGGUAUAGAUACUUGCUAUGCAAUGUGUCGGAGGAGGUAGAGCAGCUUCUUUACAUGUUCUUUCUCAGUGUCAGCUUGCAGAUGUGCACAUGGUUUUGGUACAGUGAGAUGGCAAGAAAAGGAGUCACAUCCUUGGGUACAACCAGGGAAGGUGCUGAGUGGGUGUGGAGGAGGCUGAAUGGGUGUUGUAAGUUUUCCGUUGGCAUUCCCUGUUGGCAAAGGUGGCCGUGGGGACCAGCAGCCCUCCGUGUGCAGCCCUGGGGCCUCUCCGGGCUGUGGCAGGUGGCACCAGCCUCCUGGGAGCCUCGGGUGCUGAGUCCGGCAGCAUCAGGAUGUCCCAGGCACAUCCCUGCCCUCGUCACCUCUCAGAGUUUCUUCCCCACCUUGGUGCAAAUAGCUGGUUUUGUGCACUCCAUGAGUUCUGCAGGGGCUGGGUAGUGUGUAACGUGCAGCUGAGGUACAGGAUGUAUUUAAACGUUUGAUUUCUUCACGUAGCUGCUGCGAGUGAGGAGCUGUGGGAACAGACCCCAUUUGGAGGAUGCCGUUUACCACAGGCUCAGGUUUUAUUGGAGGCAAUGUGGUGGCCUUGCAGUGCUGCUCGGUUAUGAAUGAUGGGAAUAUCUUAUUUCACCCUUUGAUUUACUUUAUUUUCAGUGUAAACUACAAGUACUGUAUAUAAUUUACCAAUUCCUGGUUUAACUUCUUAAUAAGACAGGAGCUCUUACCUUGCUCCAGCUGUGGCUGUUGCCUUCUUGUUUCAGAAGCCUUCACUAGUUGCUUAAUCUGUAGAGUGGCUUUUGGUUGCUGUUGCUGAAGACGAGCGGUGGGUUCUGCUGCACCGUGGUGAUGCGCAGGGUUGCGACAGGGCUGCACUCACUGUCACACUGCCAACACCCCUGUGCUGCUGGGUUAGCAGGGUGCAGCUUUGCAUCCUCACUGCCUAUUCCUAACGCAGAAAUGGGUACAAGAUGUUUUUAACAGAUGCAGACUCUUUCAGGACAAAUUUUGAUGUGUUUUUUGUUUCUGUGAAUAAAAUGGAAGCGGGUACAAGACAGUUUGUAUGAAACAUGACACGAUGUGUUUCUUUUCCACAGUUUUAUGUGGAAAUUAGUGCAUGGCUCAAAUUGUGCAGAACCGGAUUCCCACAGGAGUCUCUACAGGAGGUGUUGGGUGUGCAGGCACGGCUCCCAGGAUGGAAGCCAAAGCUCUGCUCCCCAUUGCACAGUUAAGUUCAGGUUAGAGCCAGGAGGACGCAACUGGAUGUGGUGAGCAUCCUGACCCUUGGCCGUGCCCGGACAGGGACCAGGGUCACCCCGCGGGGCCCCAGUGCGGCUGUGGGUCUUUGCACAGGGACACCCCGUGCCUCAUGAGGAGCUGUGUUAAUGAUGGGCUGCAGGGAGCAGGUCUCAGAUGAACCCUGUCCCCUGCUCCUUCUCCCAACUGCAGGAGGACACCUAACCCUGAUCCAGGCUGCGCUGGGGGACCUGCCCUCUCUGCCCUGAGUCAUUUCCAGUCUGAUUACUGGGUAACCUCAUUACCCUCAUCACCCAAUUACCUUCUCCUGCACAGCAGAGCACACGUGUGUGCAUGUGGACAGGCCAUGUGCUCUGCCCUGUGCGCUGCUGGUGAGCAGCCCCUGCUCGUGGGGGGACAGCCUGGUCCUCGCUCCCCUGCUUUCUUCUGAAAAAGAGUUUUGGACAAGGGCCUGUAGGGACAGGCCAAGGGGAAUGGCUUUAACCUGCCAGAGGGGAGACUGAGAUGAGCUCUGAGGCAGAAGCUCUUCCCUGUGAGGGUGCUGAGGCGCUGGCACAGGGUGCCCAGAGAAGCUGUGGCUGCCCCAUCCCUGGCAGUGUUCAAGGCCAGGUUGGACACAGGGGCUUGGAGCAACCUGCUCUAGUGGAAGGUGUCCCUGCCCAUGGCAGGGGCUUGGAGCUGGAUGAGCUUUAAGGUCCCUUCCACCCAAACCAUUCUCUGAGUCUAUGAUCCUACGAUUCUCUGUGCACACCUCAUGUCCCUGAGCUCCCAGGUCUGUCCCGACUCCACCACAUGCCUUGGUGGGCUCGGCUCCCACCACAUGGGAAUGGUGCCAGGCUGUGAUGGUCACUGGUGAUGGUCGGGACACAUGGCAAUGUACUGGUAACACUUUAAUCUCAAGUCACAAACCCAUGUCAAACCGGCUCUGAUUUGCUUCUGCCCAGGGCAGGCUGAUAGCCCUGCUGCUGCAGGGUCCAAGCUGGGACCCCCUGCUUGGCUGCCAGGACCCAGCUGGAGCACGAGGAGCAGAAUGAGGGUCAAAGCAUGUGUUUAUUCAGGAAUUAUAAAUGACAGGUGAUUUGCUCCACUACUAUGGAUAGGGUUUUCCCGUGAACUCCAUUGCACUGUAUAUCAUACCUGUAAAUAGCGACAGAAGUUUGGACUAUUGGUGCGACAAGGAGCGUAACUUGGUUUUUGACCAAACCAUCAAGUCUGUGAGAGGUGCACGCAGAACCUGUUCAACCAGAAGCUCUUGGGCCAGGAGAGAUGUUGGCAGUUUGGUUGGACAUGUCUAAUGAUGUUUUCAUCACUUUCUUUAGGACAAGUGACAAAUGGCCCUUGAGGUUGAUGUUGGUGUUUGUAGAGAGGAGCUGGCUCACUUCUGAAAUGGCUGUUUCUCACCCCAAACCCUCCCCAUGUCAGUCAUUUCUGUUCCCUUUCCAGCACUGCCCUUCCUGGGUAGAUCAUGCAGAAUAUCCUCAGCAGCACUUGGCAGAGGCAGGGAGAGCUGCUGGGGAGACACCAGGGGAAAUAAUCCAGGGAACGCCACUGAAAUCCAGCAGCGCGUCUCCCAGGACACUGCUUCUGCCUCAGUCUAGUUGUAAACCUCAAUCAAGGAGAACAGUGACAGGACACAGACCUCUGGGAUCAUUGCACUGAGGAGUAAGGACACUGUGAGUACAAUACAGCUGAAGUACUCUUAAUCCUAAAUAUUCCAUGGGUGUAACUCCAGUAGUGCCCAUCGGGAUCACGCUUUAUUGACGCCUGCUCAUGCCAAGCCCCUGGAGAAGAAAUGACAAGCAAAGGUAGUUGGAAAAUGGAAAGAUGACGGAAACAGCUUCGUGUUUGCUUCCUUGUCGGAAUAUCCUGGUGGGUUUCAAUACACCGGGUCCUUCCGUCCCCGCUGUGCCUCUGGGUGCCUGUUGUGUCGUGUCCCCAUUGCUGUGUCCCCAUCACCAGCCCGUGCUGAUGGAGAUCAGCACCCCACAUCCUGCAGCUCCUUCCAGGGCUGUCCCACAUGAAGCAAACCCCAUCCACGUCCUGCGUGGGACAGGAGCCUCUUCCCUGCCUUGCGCUGUGCUGUCGGUGACCUGCUGUCAUGUAGCUUUGAAACUCUCUGUUCUGUCCCUGUUAGAGCCAGAUGCAGCUCCAGAUGUGAGCAGAACUCGCAGUGAAGUCGUGAAAUCCUCCUGGUACCAAACCCCAUCGCGCAGAGCUUGGAGGAGUCGGUAGCAGCUCUGGUUUACAUCUCCACUACAACCAGAACACAAUAAUUUUCUGUAUAUAGAUAUUUAAAUACCUGUAUUUUUUGUAUGACAGAUUUAUACAGGGUGUGCCAUUAAUCGCUGUGAUAAGUCGACGUCACCUAUAAAUUAUUCUCCCUUAAUUCCUCGCCGUAAGAUUGUUUCUUUCUCUCUGUUGUAUUAAGAAGUUUUGCAAAGUUGCAGAUUUUUAAGUGUGUCCAUUGAAUUCCACAGACUUCACUGGGAAUUUUGCAUAGAAAACAAAUGCCAGAUCAGGUCCUGACAUUUCUUCUGUUGCCAAUUCUUUCUUACUCUCUGCCUUGCCAAAGAGAGAAUCAGAGUAAUAAAAUCAUAGCAAAAAGGCCAAUAAUACGAGCCUGACAUUGGACAGUGCUGAAAUCCUGAUGCCUUGGUAGGGUUUGGUUUUAAUUAUUUCAGUGGAAAUCUAUGUAAAGUAUAUCUCUGUAUUUUAUGUUAAUACAUUUCUGUACUUUUAUUGCAUGAUGAUUUUACCAUGUCACAGAAUAUUUAAGUUAUGACAGGUUUGUGUUUCUGCAGAUACUGCGAGAAGCCAUUGCAUAUGUGGAGUAAUAAAUGUGUGUUUUUAACAUUG
Molecule: messenger RNA, 5861 nt
Organism: Strigops habroptila (Kakapo)
Lineage: Eukaryota; Metazoa; Chordata; Aves; Psittaciformes; Psittacidae
Gene: STK32C
Product: serine/threonine kinase 32C
Exons: 12
Coding region: 292-1572 (426 amino acids)
Biological process (GO): G protein-coupled receptor signaling pathway; regulation of signal transduction; protein phosphorylation
Molecular function (GO): ATP binding; G protein-coupled receptor binding; G protein-coupled receptor kinase activity
Source: RefSeq, a predicted model, not a curated record